Penicillium coprophilum is the source of this 2454-nucleotide messenger RNA. RefSeq names its product RINT-1 family protein. NCBI's taxonomy places the organism in Eukaryota, Fungi, Ascomycota, Eurotiomycetes, Eurotiales, Aspergillaceae. Gene Ontology annotation, biological process: endoplasmic reticulum to Golgi vesicle-mediated transport; regulation of ER to Golgi vesicle-mediated transport; retrograde vesicle-mediated transport, Golgi to endoplasmic reticulum. The record is from RefSeq and is a predicted model, not a curated record. The transcript has 5 exons. Bases 1 to 2454 code for a protein of 817 amino acids. Gene Ontology annotation, cellular component: Dsl1/NZR complex.
AUGGCGUCCCUCACGGAAUUAUCUUCGCAUGAGCGGACUCGUGUUGAAGAUUAUCUAAAUGACAAAAUUCAGGUUUCUGCCGAUUUGGAGAGUCUAGAUUCGCUGCUAUCUAAUCUACGCGCGCAACAGGAGCUUCAGCGGAAACAGCUAGCAGAAGCCAGCGAAGCACUCUCAAAUGCGACAAAAGCCUCUAACGACCAUGCUGAAGCCACUCGAAAGCAAGCCGAGGCAUUCACCGCGGAGCAAGCGGACAUCGACCGACGAUUAAUGGCCAUCACACAAUCUGAAAGCAGUGAUGAGGCGGUGCGGAGUCUGGAAAAGAGCAUGGAGAAGCUCCAGCGGCUUGAGAUAUCCAAGGGAUAUGUGGAGUUGCUCAAGGAAGCCGAGGAAUUGAGCAAGCAAGCUUUGACAGACAUGAACUCCGAACCACGCGCCGCUUUGAAGCCGUAUGCCCGACUACGAACCAUCGUUGUACUACUCAAGGACGCCCAGCCUGCUGCCGAAGGAGCGGCCCCCCAUCUUGUUGACUACACAGACAAACUAGCCUCUGCAUUGAGACAACAGAUGAAGAAAUAUUUCGGUGACAGGUUGCAGAAAACGCUGGAAGAGAUGAAUUGGCCGACAAAACAGCUGAAUCUUACUGAUCAGAUCUUGGCCCAGUGGAGGCAAGAUGUUGAACUGUUGAUUGACUUGCAAUUACCUGAACUUCCAAGCCGUGACGCACUAGCUUCUGGGCCGAGCUUCGAGCCACCAGUCCUGUUCCCAUUAGAGGUCAUGGUGCAUCAUCUGGAACUGCGAUUCAGAUACCACUUUAGUGGAGACAAGCCAACAAACCGACUGGAUAAGCCGGAAUAUUUCCUCUCGCACAUAAUGGACCUUGCCAACCAAUUUGGCGGGUUUUUCGUCUCUUAUAUGCAGCCCAUCUUCGAUGAAAGAGCCGAAGCAGUCGGUCCAAACUUGGAAUGGAACUUUUACAACGCAUCACAUAGUUACAUUACUGCAUUACUUCCUAUGCUGAAGGAGAAGAUCAGCUUGUUCCUCCCUCAAAUCUCCAACUACCCUCAAUUGCUCAGCCACUUCAUUCAUGAACUGAUGAACUUCGAUAACGAGAUCCGGGAAACGUGGAACUACAUGCCAGGUCCAUAUGCGGACGACAAUUGGAAGGGCAUGACCUGGGAAGUGUUGACCAAACAGGGGUGGUAUGAUCGAUGGCUUCAGGUUGAGAAGGACUUUGCGUUAGCGCGAUACAAAGAUAUCAUCGACACCGCAGACAGCGGAGAAAUCGAUUACGAUGGCAUGGAGGUCACUGCAACGAAACCAACAAAAGCUGCGAUCCGCGUGAAUGACCUCCUCGAAACUAUAACAGAGCGCUAUCAGCCACUGUCGUCUUUCAGUCAGAAACUGAGAUUUCUUAUUGACAUUCAAAUUACGAUUUUCGACCAGUUCCACGAGCGUCUACAUUCUGCACUAGAGGCCUAUCUUGCAAUGACGUCGACGCUUGGACGCACUGUACAGGGAGCCGACGGGCAAGCUAGCGUCGAGGGUGUCGCUGGGCUGGAGCGGCUUUGCAGGGUUUUCGGAAGUGCCGAGUACCUCGAAAAGAAGAUGGAGGAUUGGAGCAACGAUGUGUUCUUCGUUGAGCUCUGGUCCGAGCUCCAAGAUCGGGUUCAACAAAACCGAGACAGCGGCCGCAACGUAGCUGGUACUAUGUCUGUCGCAGAGGUAGCGUCCCGUACCUCACCCGCAGUCGUAAACAACGGCGCCCACACCGCGACCUCAUCUGAUGGCGCUCUCUUCGACGAGACGGCAUCUGCCUACCGUCGUCUUCGACUUCGCUCAGAAAGUAUCAUCACAUCGACCUUGUCCUCCAAUAUCCUCGCCGUUCUGAAGCCCUACUCUCGCGUAUCUACAUGGGCAACGCUAUCAACCCCCUCCGCCACAGCGCAUGCAUCUACACUCUCGCCCACUUCCGACCUCGCCCAUGCAAUGCGCGUCUUGUCCACUCAGCUCUCUUUCCUCUCUCGGGCACUAGGGACUGCGCCUCUACGGCGAGUCUCGCGCCAACUUCUGUUGUCCAUUCAAAGCUAUAUCUGGGACAGUAUCCUGACCAAACACACCUUCUCUGAAACUGGAGCGGCCCAGCUUGCCAGCGAUGUCGACCAUCUCUGUCACGUUGUGGAUUCUGCACUUGGUCCAUCUAGCCAGUCGGGUAUCUCAUCUCGAACUAUCAAAAAGCUUCGCGAGGGACUGCGUAUUCUUUGCUUGAGUACCGCUGAGCAAGAAGGCGACGUCUCUGCAAAGGAAGACGCUGAUUUAAGAUUAUGGGAUGUGGAGAAGAGGCUGUUUAGGGACAACGAGAGUGCCCGGAGUGUGCUUGCCGAAUUGGAGAUUGACUCUCUUUCGGAAGCUGAAGCCCGGUCCGUGUUGGAACGUAGGGUCGAGAUUGGCAGUUAA